AUGCAAUUUCAGCUGACCUUUAUUCUACAACUUGGCUGGCUCAGUUACUUAGGAGCUCCAGACGAAUGCAGCAGGGGUACCUGCCAUCCUGCCCCUGGGAAUCUCCUUGUGGGACGCAGCGCACAACUUACAGCAUCUUCUACUUGUGGACUGAAUGGAGCUCAGAAAUAUUGCAUCCUCAGCUACCUGGAGGGGGAACAAAAAUGCUUUGUCUGUGACUCCCGAGCCCCGUAUGAUGCCCACACCCAGCCCAACAGCCACACCAUUGAGAAUGUAAUUACGAGUUUUGCACCAGACCGAGAAAAGAAAUGGUGGCAAUCUGAAAAUGGUCUUGACCAUGUCAGCAUCAGAUUGGACCUGGAGGCACUGUUCCAAUUCAGCCACCUCAUUCUGACCUUUAAGACUUUUCGGCCUGCUGCAAUGUUAGUAGAACGUUCUACGGACUUUGGGCACACGUGGAAAGUGCUCAAAUAUUUUGCAAAAGACUGUAUGGCCUCCUUUCCUGGCAUCAACGCUGGCCAGGCCCAAGGAGUGGAAGACCUGGUUUGCGACUCCAGAUACUCAGAUACUGAACCCUCCACUGGUGGCGAGGUUGUUUUAAAAGUUCUGGAUCCCAGUUUUGAAAUAGAAAACCCUUACAGCCUCCAUAUCCAGGACCUUGUAACAUUAACAAACUUGAGGAUAAACUUCACCAAGCUCCAUACCCUUGGGGACACUUUACUUGGAAGGAAACAAAAUGAUUCCUUUGAUAAAUAUUACUAUGCUCUGUAUGAGAUGGUCAUUCAGGGAAGCUGUUUUUGCAAUGGUCACGCCAGUAAAUGCAACCCUCAGAAUGUGCAGGGAGAUUUUUUCAGUCCUCCUGGAAUGGUUCAUGGUCACUGCGUCUGUCAGCACAAUACAGAAGGCCCCAACUGUGAGAGGUGCAAGGACUUCUUCCAGGAUGCCCCUUGGAGGCCAGCUGUAGGCCCCCAGGACAGCACUUGCAGAUCCUGCAACUGCAAUGGCCACUCUGAGCGCUGCCACUUCGACAUGGCUGUGUACCUGGCUAGUGGAGGCCUCAGCGGGGGCGUGUGUGAGGAGUGUGAGCACCACACCGAGGGCCAGCACUGUGAUCGCUGCAGACCCCUUUUCUACAGAGACCCCCUCAAGCCCAUCUCGGACCCCAAUGCAUGCCUUUCUUGUGAAUGUGACCCUGAUGGGACUAUAUCUGGUGGCAUUUGUGUGAGCCACUCUGAUCCUGCCACAGGGUCUGUGGCUGGCCAGUGCCUGUGCAAGCAGAAUGUGGAAGGAGCCAAGUGCGACCAGUGCAAACCCAACCACUUUGGACUGAGGGGCUCAGAUCCCCAGGGCUGCCAAGCCUGCAACUGCCACCCCCUUGGGAGUCUGCCACUCUCCACCUGUGAUGUGGAUACAGGCCAAUGCUUGUGCCAGGCUCAUGUCACCGGACCUCGCUGCGAAGAGUGCACUGUUGGAUACUGGGGACUUAGGGACCACCUCCACAGAUGUUCUCCCUGCGACUGUGAUAUUGGAGGUGCUUAUUCUAAUGUGUGCUCACCCAAGGAUGGGCAGUGUGAGUGCCGCCUGCAUGUCACCGGUCGCACCUGCACAGAGCCUGCCCCUGGUUACUUCUUCGCUCCUUUGAAUUUCUAUCUUUAUGAAGCAGAGGAAGCUACACCACUCCAAGGACUUGCACCUUUGCAAUAUACAUUCCUGUCUGUGACUCUUGGCCAGGUGUCUGCUGUUCACAUUGUUUUUCGAGAGCCGGUUUCUGGGAGCCCUGUUACAUGGACUGGACCUGGAUUUGCCAGGGUUCUCCCUGGAGCUGGCCUGAGAUUUGCUGUCAACAACAUUCCUUUUCCCAUGGACUUCACCAUAGCUGUUCGCUAUGAAACCCAGUCUGCAGCUAACUGGGCCGUCCAGGUGAUAGUCAGCACCCCUGGAGGGAGCAAGCACUGCAUACACAAGACACCACAGCAAGUGCCUUCAGCUUUUUCCUUACCAGCAGCUGCCAGAAUCAUGCUGCUUCCCACACCCAUCUGUUUAGAACCAGAUAUGCCAUAUUUCAUAGACCUCUAUUUUUCUCAGCCUUUGGAAGGAGAGUCCUACGCUCACUCCCACAUCCUGGUUGACUCUCUUGGCCUCAUCCCCCACACCAAUUCACUGGAGGAUUUCUGUGGCGAGCAGGAUAUGGGAGUGUAUCAGCUACAAAACUGUGUUGAAAUUGCCUCGGGAGUGGGACCUCAAGUGCUCCCAGGUCCGUGUGAAAGACUCUUGGUUAGCAUGUCUGCCCAGCUGCAUGAUGGGGCAGUAGCCUGCAGAUGUCACCCUGAGGGUGCAGUUGAGUCCAGCUGCAGCCGACUUGGAGGCCAGUGCCAAUGUAAACCUCAUGUGACAGGGCGCUGCUGUGACAGGUGCUCAGCUGGGAGCUUUGGUUUUGGGCCUCACGGCUGUCAUGCAUGUCACUGCCAUCCUCAAGGCUCCAAGAACACAGUGUGUGAUCAGAUAAGUGGCCAGUGUUCCUGUCACGGAGAUGUGGCUGGCCGCCGUUGUGAUCAGUGCCUGGCGGGCUACUUCGGAUUUCCCAGAUGCCGCCCUUGCCCUUGCAAUGGGUUUACUGAACUUUGCGAUCCCGACACAGGGUCCUGCAUCAAUUGUGGAGGCUUUACAACCGGAAGAAACUGUGAGAGGUGCAUUGAUGGUUACUAUGGAAAUCCUUCUUUAGGACAAUCCUGUCGUCCUUGCCUGUGUCCAGAUGUCCCCUCAAGUAAUCAGUAUUUUGCCCACUUCUGUCAGCAGAAUCCUUGGAGCUCAGAUAUAACCUGCAAUUGUAUUCAAGGUUAUGCAGGUGUUCAGUGUGGAGAAUGUGCUCCUGGUUUCUAUGGUAACCCAAGAGUUUUGGGAGCACUCUGCCAGCCCUGUGCCUGCAACAACAACAUAGAUGUAACAGACAUGGAAUCCUGCAACCAGGUGACAGGGGAGUGCCUCAAAUGUCUGCACAACACACAGGGCCCACACUGCCAGCUCUGCAAACCAGGUCACUUUGGAUCUGCCCUCAAUCAGACCUGCAGAAGAUGCUCCUGCCAUCCUUCCGGAGUGAGUCCCACUGCAUGUCUCCUUGAUGGGGGUGCCUGCCUCUGCGAUCCUAUCACCGGAGCAUGCCCUUGUCUGCCACACGUCACAGGCCUGGCCUGUGACCAUUGCGCUGAUGGAUACUGGAAUCUGGUCCCUGACAGAGGGUGUGAGUCAUGCAACUGUGACCCCAAGACCUCUCAAAGCAGCAUCUGUGACCAGGUUACGGGCCAGUGUCAGUGCAAACCAGGCCAUAGUGGAAUACACUGCAAUGAGUGUGAGGAAAAUUAUUACAGUGAUCCAUCUGGGCAAUGUGCUCCAUGUAAUUGCAACAAGGAAGGGACCCAGAAGCCUCUCUGUGACCCAGACACUGGCAUGUGCCACUGUCGGGAGGGUGUCAGCGGCCAACAGUGUGACCGCUGCGCCCGGGGUCAUGGCCAGGGAUUCCCCGCUUGUCUUCGAUGUCACUUAUGCUUUGAUCAAUGGGACCCCACCGUUUCUUCCCUCUCCAAAGCAGUGCAAGGGUUAAUUGAGCUGGUUACUAACAUGGAAGAUAAAAGAGAGACCCUGCCUGACUGUGAGGUGGACUUCAAAGUCCUCAGAGCGAACAUGUCUACCAUAGAGAAGAUUUUGAAACAUCCUGCUUUAUCAUCUGGGGAAUUGUUGAAAGCCAAAGAUUAUUAUGAGUCUGUGAGGAAACAAAUCAUGCAGUUAAGUGAACAAUUAAAAACAGUACACGAGUUUCAAGAUCUGAGAGAAAUCACAGCAAGAUUAAGGAAUGAAACAGACAUCUUGCUUGAAAAUCUUCAGGAGGAAAUCAAUAUGCAGUCCAGAGCCCUUAAUGCAAGCAUCAUGGAUGCCUCAGAAAACAUCAAGAAAUUUUACAACAUAUCAACAACUGCUGAAAUGAAAACUAAUGAAAGUAGCUCCAUCGUAAAUAACUCUGAAAAUACCAGGAUCAGCUCACUUACUGUUUUAGAGACACUGACCUCAAAAGAAAACUUGUUGGAAAAAUUAAAGCAGAUUAAGAUACCAGAUAUCCAAGUAUUGAAUGAAAAGGUGUGCGGGGAGCCAGGAAACUUGUCAUGCAGUCUCUCGCCAUGUGGGGGCGCUCUCUGCACAGGCCCGGAAGGGCACAGACGGUGUGGUGGUCCCAGCUGUCAUGGCGCUCUGACCCUCUCAACUAAGGCCUUCCAGAAAGCCCGGGAAGCAGAGUCUAUGACUCAUAAUUUGGACAGUCAGGUUCAAGGGAUGAAGAAUCAGAUCAGAAAUUUUAGUAAACUGGCAGAAUUCUUCAAAAACAACACCUUACAGCUAAGUGACAAACUGGAGGACAGGAGAAACCAAAGUGAAUUUGAGGAAGGAAAAAUGAAUCUUUUAAUCAAAAGAGUGAACAACUUUGUGCUAGAGGAAAGCGCACCUGCGGAAGACAUAGAGAAGGUUGUAAACCGUGUGCUUGGCAUCCACCUUCCAAUAACAUCACAAAAUCUAACCCACGUCCCUGACAAAAUACAGAAACUUACGCAACUCUGUGAGGACCACAAGAAAGAUGAAGGGAGGCUAAAAAAGGCAGCAGAUGAAGCCCACAAGCUUCUGGAGAAGGCCAAAGCUGCUGAGAAAGCAGCAGAUGGUCUUUUAAGACUUGAUGAAACACUGAACACGUUGCAACAAGCUCAAAUCACUCAAGGCCAGGCCAACUCAGCUCUGACACAGCUGACUGCUGAACUGGCACACGUAAAGAAAGGCGUGCUGCAGGCUGAAAAUCAAGGCAAAGAAAUAAAGAAUCAGCUGUACCUAGCAGAGCAACAGUUUGAGCUGGAGGAUGAACUCUCCCUGCUGUGGACCAAGUGGCACAGGAACCAGGAACAAGCAGGCAGGGCGAACGUUCAGGCUGAGUCUGCCAGUCACCAGGCUCGGGGCGCUGAGAAGGCGUUUGUGGAGCUGAGGAAGCAGCAUGCUAUUCUUCAACAUAAGACAAGGACCAUGGGACUGACAAAGGAAACCUUAGGAAGAAUGAAACAACUCCAAGAUGCUGCUAAGAAACUGGCUGGAGAUACAGAGGACAAGAUACAAAGGAUAACAGAUUUAGAAAAGAAGAUAGAAGAUUUGAAUCUAACCAGACAAGAAAAAGCUGAUCAACUGAAACAUCUGGAAGAUCAAGUUGUCACCAUUAAAAAUGAAAUUGCCGAGCAAGAGAAGAAAUAUGCCACCUGCUAUAAUUAGGCAAAGUUCAAAUGCAGAAGCUGGGCCUAUGUUUAUGGCAUUUGAUGCACAGUGCUGAACUAAGUGAACACUACAGCCACCUCCUCAUCGACCCUCACCUGCUCUUCACCAUGGACCUGCUCAGUGCACCUGGAGGGAGGCA
Molecule: messenger RNA, 5434 nt
Organism: Nannospalax galili (Upper Galilee mountains blind mole rat)
Lineage: Eukaryota; Metazoa; Chordata; Mammalia; Rodentia; Spalacidae
Gene: Lamb4
Product: laminin subunit beta 4
Exons: 33
Coding region: 1-5292 (1763 amino acids)
Biological process (GO): axon guidance
Cellular component (GO): basement membrane
Molecular function (GO): extracellular matrix structural constituent
Source: RefSeq, a predicted model, not a curated record